UCAUAUCACAUUAGGAAUUCCCAAGAAACGUAGAAUAUUUUUUUAAAAUUUUUUAACUCUUUAAUUUUCUAAUCAUUUUCUUCGCGAUUUCUUUUUGGGGUCCUAAUGACAGAUAAGGUCAAGUUAUUCUACCCCCAGCGACUGCAGCCCCGCCCUCUGAAGGCUUUGCGGGUGUGCUUCCUGCGAAAUGGAGACCAACACUUCUCGGGCGUCAAUAUGGUCGUCUCACGAAACCGCUUCAAGGAUUUUGAGGCUCUGCUUCAAGGUGUCACGGAGAGUUUAAGGCGCCACGUUGUCCUACGGUCGGCCAUUACAAAUAUCUGCCGGAUUGACGGUUCACAUUUAACCACACUGGGUUGCCUUAGCGAGGGCGACGUUGUGAUCUGCUGCUGUCAGUACGAAGAUUUUAUUUGGAUCGAAUACAACGUUAACAUUGACUUUGAGCGGCAGACCGCUCUUCGUGCGCGUUGUUUUGAAGAGAAGUUAUACGAAGAAUCCCUGGAGCACAUCAAGUUUACCGAUUUGCCCGAUGCCAUUAGGCUUUACAUCGGGCAGCUGAAACCCAUUGUCCAAAACUUUAAGACACUGAUCUACCGCGGAAGGUCGAGGGCCAAUUGGACAAGGUGCAUCGUAAAGAUGGUGAACAAGAAGUACUUGAACAUUACCUACGAUGAUGUCUAUAUAGAAGCAGAGGUGCUGCGGCGUUUGCAGUCGCACCCGAACAUUAUCGAUCUGAUGUACUCCGUGGAGGAGGAACGCUACAUGUAUAUAGUUCUGGAGCGUCUGGACUGUGAUGUAGGAGAAUUGUUGUGCGAACACGGUUCCAUGUCGGAGGAGAAUGCCAGAUGGGUGAUGAGGGGAACGGUGGCUGGCCUAUUGCAUAUGCAUCAGAUGCAAAUUAUCCAUCGGGACAUCAAGCCCGAGAAUCUUCUUAUUCGGUUUGGUACCCGUGUAGGGGAUCUUGCAGCGAUCAAGAUAACUGACUUCGGCUUGGCCACGUACUAUCGUGGUAGCAAGCUGUACUCCUGCUGUGGAACUCCGUGCUACAUGGCACCCGAGUUGAUCGCAAAAUCUGGCUAUGAUUACCAGGCCGACUCCUGGUCUCUGGGCGUUACGCUAUUCUGCAUGCUCUGCGGCCAGCUGCCCUUUGGGAGAAAUUUUUCAAGUGUGGUGGAUAUUUAUGCAGCAAUCAUGUGGGGAGAGCCAUGCUAUCCGAAGGAUAUGGAUGGUGACCUAAGCGAUAAGGCCACACAGUUAAUAGACGGUCUGUUGAUCAAGAAUCCCAGCAAGAGGCUCACCAUCGCCGAAGUCAAGCGUCAUCCGUUUUUGGUCUAAUAGUUUUUUUUAUGUUAUUUCAAAAAUUUUCGGUGUAUUAACAAUGGUUUAGGUUUUAAAAUAAAUUAGCUUACGAUCUGGUUAGGCA
Messenger RNA from Drosophila eugracilis, 1423 nucleotides. Its product is annotated as serine/threonine-protein kinase GD17699. The transcript has a single exon. Gene Ontology annotation, molecular function: protein serine/threonine kinase activity; ATP binding. Gene Ontology annotation, cellular component: cytoplasm. Bases 106 to 1335 code for a protein of 409 amino acids. Gene Ontology annotation, biological process: protein phosphorylation; intracellular signal transduction. Lineage: Eukaryota; Metazoa; Arthropoda; Insecta; Diptera; Drosophilidae. The record is from RefSeq and is a predicted model, not a curated record.